AUGCCAGACGGGGCCGAUCCCCCGAUACGGCGGGGCGGAUGGCCGUGGGGCCGUCGGAAUCUGAUGCUGCUCUUUUUCCUCGGCGCCCUCGUUGUCACCGUUGUCAUCGCUGUCGUGCUCGUUGUCACACUGGUUGAUCACAGUCGACCCACAACACCAGCGCCCGCCACAUCUACUCUAGUCUUUGCCAUUCCGAUUUAUAACGACACUGCGAAUCCGGCGAGGCGCGAUGCCAUUUUGGCCGAUGACAGCUGCUUCAUGUGCAUGGAGAUGCUCUCGACGGCCAAUUGGUCCCUUUCCAACAUGGCCGGCAUGAACACCGUCAAAUUCCUAACAUUCAACGACCAGAAAACCGAAUGGUCGCCGGUCAUGAACAACGCGGAUGCGAUGAAAUGGUUGAAUACCGGGGAUGGAAUGGCGAAGUGCAUGAUGGGGCUGGGCAACACGAAGGUUAAUGAGACAAGGGGAGUCGUCUUCAAAUUCGCCUACGUCGACGACAACGUCAACUACCACGACGACUACUACGACGACGACGACGACUACUACUACUACUACUACUACUACUACGACUACUACGACGACCAGUCCAGCCCUACCACGGUCACUACCUCGACGGGCCCCACCACCAGCCCAGGGCCUUGCCAAGUGUUCUUCUAUUUGGAUGUCUCGACUUCAGUAGAUUUUGGAGUGCCCAUAGAGAUUGGUCACGUCGAGCGCGUCAGCCCUCUCGUUGCCGGAAUCAGCAACUUUGCCGCCGCCAGCUAUGGUGGAGACACUUCCGGGCCGUUGAACCUCACCUUUGGGGACCAGGACUCGUUGAAGACCCAGUUGGACAAGAUAUUUCCUUUCAACCCGCUCAAUGGAACGGUUGCAAAUGCCCUCGACGAGAUGAAAGCCUAUCAGAUGGGGAAUAUCGUGACUGUUUUGUAUACCAACAGCUCUCAAAACAUCAUCAACGCCAUCGGGGCAAACCCAUUUAGCGACCGGACUAUUGGCAUUGGAUUGAAUGGUCAAAACAUGUCCGACAUCGCGGCCUAUAGCUUCAGCCCGGAUGGAGCGGACGAAAAUAAAGUUGCGGAGACUAUUCAGUACAUUUGUAACACAACUACAACUGUGCCGACCUCGCCGACGACCUCGAACACCGGCUCGACGGUGACGAGUACUCCUUCUACAGCAACGACGACAGUUCCGGGCCCGCCGUGCCAAGUCUUUUUCUAUCUGGACUUAUCGAAUUUUGCACAUGCUCAGCUCAUCCCGGAAAUCGGAAAAGUCAGAGAAUUGGCGGACAACAUUCCUGGUUCCACCUUCGCUGCUGCAGCGUAUGGCAGUGCUGGCCAAGCGCCGCUCACUUUAAAGUUCGGCGACCGAACCAACUUGAACAGCGAAUUGGAUAUAAUCUAUGCAUUGCCGCCUAUGGACGCGGAUGUUUCAAGUGCGAUCGGUGCAAUGAACAACUACGACUUGACAAACAUCGUCACGGUGUUAUAUAGCGGAAGCCCAGCAUCACAAAUCAAUGCAGCCGGUCCAAAUAGCUACCUUGGGCAGACGGUCGGAGUUGGUAUCUGUGGACAAGACCUAACCCCGCUGGCCAUCUACAGCUUCCCCUUUGACAGUGAUCAGCUACAGAUCUUCUUUUACCUUGACGUCUCGACUGUUGGCAAGCCACAGUUUGUUGUCGAGCUGGGCCAUGUGAAUAGAAUCGCAGAUGAAACGGCACGUGACGGCUUUGUGCCAAUCUUUGCCGGCGCAGGAUAUGGAUAUGACGGUCAAGAGCCCUUGAAUCUGACUUUCGGAAACCGUGAUCUUCUCACGCAAGAGAUUAGCCCUCUAUAUGGGAAGACGCCCCUGGACGUCACGGUUGCGUCGGGGAUCAACGCGUUGAAUAAUUAUGAACUGGGGAGUAUCGUUAUCGUCCUCUAUACCAACAGCGAACAGGGCGCAAUCGAUGCGUCCCCGCAAAAUAAUUACAAGACUCAGACGAUUGGAAUAGGCUUGGCUGGUCAAAAUCUGGGCACGAUUGCGGCGUACUCAUUUGGGGCAGACGCAAGCUACGACGAUCAAAUAAAUGCGGCCAUUACUUCAAUGAACUACGCAGUCGUCGCCGAGUGUAACGAGCACGUCUGCGAGCAGCACAUCGCCGACUUCUACAAGUACGACUACGACGACGACUACCACUACCACAACGACCACAACGACGACCACUACUACCACCACGACGACUACCACUGCCACUACAACGACGACCACAGUGCCACGACUGUGCCGACGACAACCCCAGCCGCUUGUCAAAUCUUUUUCUAUCUGGAUGUAUCAACGUCUGGCAAGCCACAGUUUGUCGCUGAAUUGGGCCAUGUGAACCGAAUCGCUGAUGAAACCGUAAAUGACGGUUUUGUACCGGCAUAUGCCGGUGCAGGAUAUGGUUAUAUCGGCCAAGAACCGCUAAAUCUGACCUUCGGAAACCGCGAUCUCCUCACAGAUGAAUUGAGAUUGCUGUAUGGGACCGCCGCGGCUGAUGCCAAUGUGUCCUCGGGUAUAAAUGCUCUGAACAACUACCCACUUGGAAAUAUCGUUACGGUCCUCUAUACCAACAGCGACCAAGCUUCCAUCGACGCUUCUCCGUCCAAUAACUUCAAAAGCCAAACAAUUGGGAUCGGAUUGAGUGGACAAGACCUUACCCCACUCGCUGCCUAUUCUUUUGGAGCGGGUUCUGAUCAGGACGAUGCCAUCAAUGCAGCCCUUACCGCACUAUGUACUGGGAACACUCUUCCAACUGUCACCACUGUCUCGACACUGCCCACAUCUCAAGUACCCGCGCGCAUCUUCAGGCACCUCCAUCACCACCACCGAAGGCACAUCACCAAGCUCUGCACCCACGAUCCCAAGCACUCCAACAUCUGGGCCCUCCUCUUCCUGGAGCACUCCAGGAUCUACAAGCUUAGGGUCCACGACUACGACGACUACUACGACUGCUACAACAGCUUUGCCCACUUCUUCUGCGGCACCGAGCACAACUGUUUCCACACCAUCGAAUCCAUCAACAAUCUCGACCGCCUCUGC
Mesorhabditis spiculigera is the source of this 3057-nucleotide messenger RNA. The record is from the annotation of a GenBank genome assembly. Lineage: Eukaryota; Metazoa; Nematoda; Chromadorea; Rhabditida; Rhabditidae.